Paramecium tetraurelia is the source of this 3567-nucleotide messenger RNA. RefSeq lists its product as uncharacterized. NCBI's taxonomy places the organism in Eukaryota, Ciliophora, Oligohymenophorea, Peniculida, Parameciidae. The transcript has 5 exons. Gene Ontology annotation, cellular component: membrane. The record is from RefSeq and is a predicted model, not a curated record. Gene Ontology annotation, molecular function: calcium ion binding; monoatomic ion channel activity. Gene Ontology annotation, biological process: transmembrane transport; monoatomic ion transport.
AUGAAAAAGACCCAUAAGAGAUAAUCCACGAUAUAUCGAUAAUCGAUGGCGAUGUCUGAGUUUUCGCAAAAGCUAUUAGAGAAAAACGAUGUGUUGGCUUAAGAUAUAUAAAAAAUAGUGAAGAAACUAUCGCCUCAAAGUAGAAUAGAGAAAGCUGAAAGACACAUUUAUGAUGCAUAUCACUUACGAGCUAUACGCAACGACAUUGAUUUAGCAAAUAAGACAUACUUGAAACUGUUGUGGUAAAUUGAGAACAAUUAACACUGGUUAAAUGGUUUGUUUCUGUUGUCAAUCAUAUAUCAACUAUAAACAUUUUUUGAACCUUCAUUUUUUGAUUAAGAUAAUGAGGAGCAUUCAAAUUUAUUCGUUUUAGAACUUGUAAUCCUGCUUUUUAUGGGAAUAGAUUCAUGUAUUACAAUUGUAUUACUAUUAACAAAGAAGGAAGACAGAUUUACCUUCAAUCCAAAAAAAUAGUUUAAAUUGAUUGCAUAUUACUUUUGUUUGGUUGAUUUCAUAAUACAUUAAUAUGCACCAACUAUAUUUAGAGUCAGCAAAAUAUGCAGAACAUUGUUAAUGCCCAUGUAUUCGAAAGAUUUAAGACGAAAUUUAAAAGGAAUCAUUAGAGCAGGCAAAGAUUUAUUUUUGCUGAUCAUUCUGUAUCUAAUUAUAAUUUCAAUAUUUUCAUUUAUUGGAAUCAAUUUAAUUGGAAGCAUGGAUAAUGUAGAUCUCAGGACAUAGGAUUAUGGAGACUUCUUUAAAUUGUUUUCCAUGUUAUUCAUGGUAGCAACCCUUGAUUUCUAUCCAGAUAUCCUAAUUCCACCUAUGCUUUAAGGAAUUUACUAUUGUUUUUUCUUUAUUACAUAUCUCUUGCUUUUUAUUUUCCUAUUUGCACCAAUCCCAUUGGCAGUUGUAUAUGAAGGAUUCAGAAAGCAUAGGAUGGAGAUAGCCAUCAGCGACAUCAUCAAACAAAAGACUGCCAUGAUGGCUAGUUUCAUAUCGUUGGACUUUCAAGAUUAAGGCUUUUUGACAAGAGAUCAAUUUAGAACUUUCAUCCUUCAUUUCUAUAAGAACACCAUUACAGAAUCACAAAUUAAUUAGCUAUUCAAUUAAAUUGAUUAGGAUUUUAAUGAUAAGGUUCAAUUCGAUGAAUUUCACAAGUUUCUCCAUCUACUCUAGGAUGCCUCAGUGAUCUCUCUGCCAGAAACUAAACCAUUACAUUGUUGGGAAUCCCUCAGAAAUUAUUUACUAUCUAAAGGUUUGUUAACAUUUGUAGAAGGACAUAUGUUCGGAAUAUCUAUGUUGAUAAUAACAAUAACUAACUGUGUGUUAAUAGUAGUUGCCUUUUUUAUUGAAGAUUAAGCUAUCCUUGACAUUUUCAAUUUGUUAGACACCAUAUUCUUGGUCUUCUAUUCUUUGGAAUGUUCAAUCAAAAUUUUGGCUAUAGGAAUAAAAGCCUAUUUCUAAGAGGGAUGGAAUAUCUUCGAUAUAACUUUGGUAAUCCUACAGAUCAUAUUUGACUACAUUUUAUUUAAUAUAGUCUCUGGGAAUAUCUCUUAGUCAAUCAAAGCUAAUAGAUUGUUGAGAUUGGCUAAAAUAUAGAAAGUAUUCAGAUUGUUUAGAGCAUUCAGAUCUCUCAAAAUACUAAAUAUGUUAUUUGAAGGCUUGCAAUUCUUAGAUGUGGUGAGAACUCUAUUAUACAAAAUCCUUAUUUGUGUCCCUUUGAUUUUAAGAUUAAUGUUGCCAGUACAAAUGAUAUUCUUUAUUUAUUCUUGUGUGGGUAUGUAUUUAUAUGGUAGAAUACAAAGCAAUGAAGAUAAUCCAUAUGCCAAUUCUUAAUGUGAUAUAAAUAGCUUUGAGUAUUAAUGGGGGAAUUGUAAAUAUGCUGACUUUUCGACUUUUGCAGGAUCAUAUUUGAUGAUGCUCUAAAUGUUCAUAGCAGCUGAAUGGAACUAGAUUGUUUUUGAAUUAACGUAUGAUACUGAUGAUAUGCUAUCAGCCAUGUUAUUUGUUGGUUCUUUUGAAUUCUUCUCAAUCUUUCUGUUAGCCUUAAUUGGAGGGCUAGUUUGGGAAGUCUUUACAGUUGUAUCUUAAUCAUUGAAAUAAGAAGAAGAUAAACUGUCCCAACUCGAAAAUGAUUUAAACUAGGAAUAAGAAAACAAUAAUAAUCAUGCAGCAAAGCAUGACAAGAAAAAGAAGCUCAUCUUAAAUGACGAUAAUCCAGAUGAACUCAGGUUUCAUCGUAAAUUCAGAAACGAUAAAAUUAGUAAAACACAUACGAAGUUAAACAAUAUUCAACCAGGCUAUGAUGACGACGUGGUAAAUGAGGAGAGACCUGAAUUAACCAUAUCUUAACCUGGUUCAAGAAACUACUUCUUAUAUUAUGGUGGUUCAGGCAAAAGAGUUGUGCCAUUCUAAUCUACCAAAUUUAAUAUUUAAAAAACUGAUGUUUGUGAACAUUUCUUAACGAAUUUUAUCUCAGCCGAAGUGUGGCUAUAGAAAAAGUAAGUAGAAGGAUUGGAUAUAAAUAAAGUGGCAAUUGAUUAUAUGAUUCAUCUGAGAAGUGAAAUCAAAAAGGAUGAGAUGUUCCAAAAGAAGAAUUUUAAUAUUUCCAAUCACCAUCUAUUAAUUCAAAAUGCAGUACUAAGGGAUGCAUCUGAAGUCUAUAUCAAAUAAUAAGAGGAUAAAUUCUUUAAGACAUCCUUUGGUUAAAAGUUUGAGAGGAUUUAAGAACUCAAAUUUUAAAGUAAAUUUAAAGUUGAAAGUAAAAUUAUAUUCUCUCUAAUGGGAAUACUCAAAUUCCCAAACCCAAAUCUGAAGUACUACUUUUAAAUACUUAAUUUAAUAGAAAAUUACUUCACCUAUCAAUUACUCUCUGAUUAUUCUUUUUUUAAACUUAUUCAUCAAAUCAAUAAUAAAUGGUAUACUAUUAGCAUAGAGGAAGGAUAAAUCUAUUUUUUCAAAGUUGGUAAUGGUCCGUGGGAUUACACAGAUGAACUGUUCUCGGAAGGUAAUAUAAGGAUAUGUGAAAAUUUGUCGACUCUCUUAGAAUCUGGUAAUCAAGAAUGUCUACGAUCGGUUGAAUAAUUUAGCAGCAGUGUGAAGUCGAUAGCUAAGAACUUUGAAAUAAGUCUUCCCUCUGUUGAUAUCAAUAGUUCCUGUAUACUCUAUCAAAUUAAGAAUGAAAAAAACAUUCCUAAUGAUAUUCAAUCAUUUAAAAUAAAAAAAUCCAAUUUUACUUCAGAUGACCAAUCCCCUAAUAAUCAAUAGUAUGUAUUUUUGGAUUCAUAAAAUCAAUUCAAUGGUUUUCUUAAACUAAAUCAAUCUCCAAAAAUAGAAACUAGCAAUCUAGAUGAGUAAAAGAAUGUCAAUCAAACUCUAUUAUUCGUCAUCGCUAGAACCACAGCAUAGGAAUAAAGAAUCAAAUAUUAAAAUAUUACAAUGCUAAUCCAAUUCCUGCAGGAUAUGGGGAGUGUCAUUCAAAACUAUAACUCCACUUUCUUUAAAUAAAUAAACAAUCUUUAUGAUCUAAGAUAUUAGGACAAAAUAAAGAGUUUGCGUAAAUUAUGA